Anopheles maculipalpis is the source of this 1346-nucleotide messenger RNA. RefSeq names its product protein disulfide-isomerase A6 homolog (gene CaBP1). Gene Ontology annotation, biological process: response to endoplasmic reticulum stress. The record is from RefSeq and is a predicted model, not a curated record. Gene Ontology annotation, cellular component: endoplasmic reticulum lumen. Gene Ontology annotation, molecular function: protein disulfide isomerase activity; protein-disulfide reductase activity. The coding region runs from base 1 to 1320 and encodes 439 amino acids. The transcript has a single exon. Lineage: Eukaryota; Metazoa; Arthropoda; Insecta; Diptera; Culicidae.
AUGAUUCCGCGGGCAGCAGGUGCCUUGUUGGUGAUUUGCUUUGCCCUCGUGGGCAGUACGCAGGCACUGUACUCCUCAUCCGAUGAUGUCGUGGCACUGACGACGGCCAACUUUGAUCGAACCGUGGUGAAAAGUGACGAAGUAUGGGUGGUGGAGUUUUACGCACCGUUCUGUGGCCACUGUCGUAAUCUAGUGCCAGAGUACAAAAAGGCGGCCACCGCACUGAAGGGCGUUAUAAAGGUCGGUGGCAUCAACUGUGAGGAAGAACAGGGCCUUUGCGGACAGUACGGCGUACGAGGCUAUCCCACCAUCAAGAUCUUCGGUGCGAAUAAACGUUCCCCAGUCGAUUACAAUGGGCAGCGUACGGCCAAGGACAUCGCGGAGGCAGCAUUGGCUGAGGCGAAGAAAAAGAUCAAGAACGUUCUCGGUGGUGGCGGUAGCAGCAGUGGCGGAAGUGAAGGCGGCAGCGGAUCAUCCAAGGAUGACGUUAUCGAGCUAACUGAUGCAAACUUCGAUAAGCUGGUGCUACAGAGCGAGGAACCAUGGUUGGUAGAAUUCUUCGCACCGUGGUGUGGUCAUUGCAAAAAUUUGGCACCCCACUGGGCCAAGGCCGCUACGGAGCUGAAGGGCAAGGUAAAGCUGGGCGCACUGGACGCGACAGUACAUCAGCAAAAGAUGGCCGAGUACGGUGUGCAAGGUUUCCCGACGAUCAAGUACUUCCCAGCCGGUACGAAGGAUCGCAACGCGGCCGAAGACUAUAACGGUGGACGCACAUCGUCCGACAUCGUAAACUGGGCGCUGGACAAGUAUACCGAGGACAUCCCUAGCCCGGAAAUCGUACAGCUCACGUCGGAACAGGUUGCGCGGGACACGUGCGAGAAGAAACCGCUCUGUGUCGUGUCCGUGCUGCCCCACAUCCUCGACUGUAAUGCCGAAUGUCGCAACCGGUACCUGCAGAUCCUGCAGACGAUGGGCGACAAGUACAAGAAGAAGGAAUGGGGUUGGUUGUGGACGGAGGGUGGCGCUCAGCUGGAACUCGAAUCGACGCUCGAUAUUGGCGGUUUCGGCUAUCCGGCGAUGGCGGUUGUUAAUCUCAAGAAAAUGAAAUACUCGCUACUGCGCGGUUCAUUCUCGAAGGAUGGCAUUAACGAGUUCCUGCGCGAUCUAUCGUUCGGCCGGGGUCACACGGCACCGGUGAAAGGGGCCGAACUGCCAAAGAUUUACACCGUCGAACCGUGGGACGGUAAGGACGGACAGCUGCCCGAGGAGGAAGAGAUCGACCUAUCCGAUGUGGAUUUGGACGAGAAGGAUGAGCUGUAAGAUGGCGCAUACAAAGGACUGCCAGA